ACCUGCGCGGCGCACGGCUCGGCGUACGCAAAACAAAAUGUCCGCCAGAGACCUUGCAUUCUCGCGCAAUUUAAUCAAACGCUUCAUAGCCCUGUACAAAGAAUCACCAUGUCUAUGGAACAGAAAGUGCAUCGCGUACAAACAUAAACAAAAGAGGAACGAAGCGAUAGCCCGCUUGACUGAAUUAGUACGCAAGCACGACCCUACCGCGACCAAGGUGCAUGUGUUGAGGAAGAUCGAGAGUAUGCGCGCAUGUGUGCGUAGGGAAUAUAAAAAAGUACAGGCCAGUAUUUCGCGCGCGAAAUGCGAUGACGAUGUGUACGUGCCGCAUCUGUGGUAUUAUAAGUUGUUGUCUUUCGCGUUUACUGAUGAAUCCGAUGAUAAUAAAAUGAAGGUUGAAUUUGAAGCUGAGGAAGAUAGCGUUGAGAGUGAUAAUCCAGAUGUAUCGGAAGAUACGUUCGAACCAGCUCCACAUGUGUAUACAGACUAUGCCAUUACCAGCAAUGUACUUGGUGGAGUUCCAGAUUCGAGCGUAUAUAAACACACUGAGGAUGAUAGCAAGAGAAAACAGCAUUGCACCGAAGUUGAUGAUGAAUAUGACGCUAUAGGUAUAAAUGUAGCAGCAAAGCUUCGAGGGCUACCUUCUAACAUGAGAAUAUUAGCUGAAAAACUGAUAAACGAUGUUUUGUUUCAAGCACAGACAAACACGCUUUCUUCAUCAACAACCAUAACUACGCCAGAUCCUUUUAAAUAUAAUAAAUAAACAAUAUACUUAGAAAAAAAGUUAAGGAAUA
This is a messenger RNA of Zerene cesonia (dogface butterfly), 794 nucleotides long. RefSeq lists its product as uncharacterized. Bases 38 to 763 code for a protein of 241 amino acids. The transcript has 3 exons. The record is from RefSeq and is a predicted model, not a curated record. Lineage: Eukaryota; Metazoa; Arthropoda; Insecta; Lepidoptera; Pieridae.